CAGUGGAUCUGCUAAAAAGAGUUAAAAUUACUUUUCUGCAAAAAUAUUCAGCUUAUGCGAAAGUCCAAACCAUCUACAAAGGCAAAGAAAGAAAAAGCAGGACAGAAAGCGGAAAAGCCUGCUACUGCCAUACAGCCCCUCACAGAAGAUGCAAUGGGCGUGCUAUUAAGAGCAAAAAAUUACCAGGCGUACCGAAAGACCUCCAACAACAAAACAAAUGAAUACGCAGAAGCCAUAUCCGCACUGCUUGAUGAACAAAAGGCCCAGGAGAAAGAAGAAGCAAAGAAAAAGAUGCCAAGCAGCUUCCAUGUAAAUAAAAUACAAGUAACUGAGGAAAGCCAUAGCAAGAAAGACACCAGCAUGGAAGCAGACAAAUCCACAUCAGAUGAAAUAAAGGAAGAGGAUACUUCCGAAAUAAAAGAAGAUACUGCUGAUGCAAAAGAAGAAACCCCAAGCAAAAUAGUAAGUCUUAGUACAUGGGCACUAAAGUUAGUUCCAACCACUGACAAUUCUCUGGAUUUAAUUGUGCUUGGUGUAAUAAAAGGCAGCGAUGAUAUAGUACAGAGCUCUUUUAUAAAGAAAAGAGCGUCUAUUCGGCAGGUUAUGUCUAAAAAUACAACAUAUAUCUUGGAAAACUCCUGUGACAGCACGGUGACUCCAUUUCCGGGGUUCCGGGAUAGCACUUUAAACAGGUUCAAAAAUGGAUUUCCAUCUAACUGGAGUGCUCUUAUUCGGGCAGAGGUAAGAUAUUUACAAAAAAUGAAUCAGACAGCAGAGAAGGUAAACAAGCCAGAAGCCAGAACAAAAAGAAGGCGCCUGAAAUGA
Messenger RNA from Nematocida parisii ERTm1, 825 nucleotides. RefSeq lists its product as uncharacterized. The record is from RefSeq and is a predicted model, not a curated record. The transcript has a single exon. Lineage: Eukaryota; Fungi; Microsporidia. The coding region runs from base 55 to 825 and encodes 256 amino acids.